Messenger RNA from Cynoglossus semilaevis (tongue sole), 6771 nucleotides. It is a transcript of the gene satb1a, whose product is annotated as SATB homeobox 1a. Bases 1148 to 3832 code for a protein of 894 amino acids. The transcript has 16 exons. Gene Ontology annotation, molecular function: DNA-binding transcription factor activity, RNA polymerase II-specific; RNA polymerase II cis-regulatory region sequence-specific DNA binding. Gene Ontology annotation, biological process: chromatin remodeling; regulation of transcription by RNA polymerase II. The record is from RefSeq and is a predicted model, not a curated record. NCBI's taxonomy places the organism in Eukaryota, Metazoa, Chordata, Actinopteri, Pleuronectiformes, Cynoglossidae.
UGUUUUCAACAGGUGGACCACAGACACCUGGGGAGAGUGGACAACAACGUGUGAAUGUCUCCUGCCGAUAAAAAAACGAGGAAACAAGCACAGGUGACCAGAGAUGUGGUAGAGAACUGUGCUGCUGCGGAGACGAGCCGAGCUGAACUGAGAGCCUGUUUUCACCCUGCCACGCCGUCGCUCUGUCAACACACACACACACACCACCUGCCUACGUAUGGACAAAGCACCAGGUUCCCCUGAGUAGGAGUGAAUAAGGUUUGUGAGAGGCAUCUGAGAGAGGCUUGCUAGGUUGUUCUGCACAAGUUUGAAGCAGUGCAUUUACUUCCUGUUUCCAGCAUCGUGGAGGCCUGCAGAUGUCUAAGAUGCUAAGGACACUUGGGAGAGGCUGCCGUCGUAAACAUAACUUGCAGAGAAACAAGUACGAGGUUCUCAUCGAUUCUUUGCUGCUGACUCCCGGCAUCAGUGCCGUAGCCUGAUAUUUGAUGGGUAAAUAUUCCAGGCGGAGCUCCGUGCAUUGUUCUCUCUUCACUGGGGUUUGACGAAGCUCAGCAGCCGCAUGGAUAAAAGGUCGAUCUGAACUUAACACGAAGCGGGGAAAACACCGUCGGUGCACUGAAGAAAAGAACAUCGAGGCAGCUGGUGGAGAAAAGGAACGGGAGAAAUAACUACAUGGACAGUGGAGGCGACUUCACGUUGGUGUUCACCAGCAGAUCGAUGUAGAGGAGCGAACGGUCUGACAGUGUGUCUGGUCCACAGCACAGAUCAGUGGAAGAGAGCCUGACACAUGGAUACGGUCGGUGUCUGGAACACGGAGCUGCUGUUGAUGCUGUUGUUGUGUGAUGGCAGGCUCGGUGGUGCUGUGUGUGUCGCCUGAAACAGGUUGGUGUCGCUUCCAUCAAACUUCAGCAGAAUCAGACGUGGGACGAGCAGCGCUCCUGAGGACUAAGUGAAUCACUGUCAUUCCCAGUUUCGCGCUUGACAAUGACAGCAGCUGUAUUAUGAGCAAGUGUUUAUCCAGCAGCCUCCACUGGACUUUCACUGGUUUCAGAGGGUGAUCCUAAACGCAGCAUCCGCCUGAAGGUCAUCAGUUAAUACCGGAUUCCCAUCAGAUCUGUCUGUCUGUUUGUGUAGUGCGAGAUCGCAGAUGGACUCCCUUUGUAAUGGAGCCAAGAAACGUGAGGGCAGUGAUCCAGUCGUAGAGCCCAGGACCCCUCCUUCAAAGAUGGCCCGACUGGAACAAAAUGGAGCAGGACCUUCAACCCAGGAGAGGAGCCGACAGGGGAGUCCUGUCUCCAAAACCCCCGGUCUGGCCCAGAAGCCCACCACACUGAGGCCACAGGGCAAGAGCUGGCACAGCAGAGGGAACCUGCUGCCAGUGUUCUGUGUGGUGGAGCACAAAGAGAACCAGCUGGAGGGAGACAGGCCAGAGGAACACGCAGAGUUUGUGCUGGUCAAGAGGGAUUUGCUGUUUAACCAGCUCAUAGAAAUGGCCCUGCUCACCCUGGGCUACUCUCACAACUCGGCCGCACAGGCCAAAGGUUUGAUCCAGGUAGGCAGGUGGAACCCUGUACCUCUGUCCAGUGUCACAGAUGCUCCUGAUGCCACCGUGGCUGAUAUGCUGCAGGAUCUUCACCACGUUAUCACCCUCAAAAUCCAGCUGCAGAGUUGCCCAAAAAUGGAAGAUCUGCCAACUGAGCAGUGGAGCCACUCUACAGUGAGGAAUGCUUUGAAGGAGCUCCUCAAGGAUAUGAACCAGAGCUCAUUGGCUAAGGAGUGUCCACUGUCCCAGAGUAUGAUAUCAUCCAUUGUAAACAGCACUUACUAUGCAAAUGUCUCGGCUGCAAAGUGUCAAGAGUUUGGCCGGUGGUAUAAACACUUCAAAAAGAACAAAUGCUUCAACGAGAUUGACAGUUUCCCUGAACAGUCUGCACAUGUCCCCCUCACCCAGCCGCCAAUGCCCCGGGGAGGUGUAGCCAACAUAUGUGCCCUUCCACCGUGUGGUUUACGCCCUUCAGGGCUGGUGACCCAACCGCUCAGCUCCCAAAUGGUCAACCAGCAGCUGGUCAUGACACAGUUUCUCAACCAGCAGUAUGCUGUCAGCCGCAUGUUGGCUGGCCAGGGUCUGUCUCCAUCGCCACAGUUCCUCAACCACCCUUCUGUGGUGAGAGCUCCUGCCAAGGUCUUCUCCAAAGUCACUGAGUCUCAAGCUCCACAGCAACCGCCGUGUGGCCUAAACGGAGGCCCCACGGCUGCACCUCAAACCCAGGCUCCACCGGGCUCUUCUUCAGGACAGUGCGAUAUUCCCAGUGACAUCUACCAGUGUGUGAGGGAGGAACUGAAGAGAGCAGGCAUCUCCCAGGCCAUCUUUGCUCGGGUGGCUUUUAACAGGACUCAGGGUUUGCUGUCAGAGAUCCUGCGUAAGGAGGAAGACCCCAAACAUGCCUCCCAGUCUCUGCUGGUAAACUUGCGCGCCAUGUAUGGUUUUUUGCAGCUACCUGAGGCAGAAAGGGAACGACUCUACCAGGUGGAGAAAGAGAGAAGUCUAACUGGUUUCACUCCUAGCUGCAGCAGCACACCACCAAGAUCUACACAGGCCAGACUGUCACCAGUUACAGUAGACGGAGGUUUGAGAACAGACAGCUGUGUUCUCAAUGUCAGCUCCUCCAUCUAUGAGGAGAUCCAGCAUGAGAUGAAGAGAGCAAAAGUGUCACAGGCUCUGUUUGCAAAGGUGGCCGCCUCCAAGAGCCAGGGUUGGCUGUGUGAGCUGCUGCGUUGGAAGGAAGAUCCCAACCCCGAGAACCGAACCCUGUGGGAAAACCUGUGCAUGAUCCGUCGUUUCCUCAGCCUGUCGCAAGCAGAGCGAGAUUUUAUCUAUGAACAGCAGAGCAGCACCACGACGGCACAGCAGCAGUGUGCAGACAGACUCACACUGAUCAGCAAUGACAACACACUGUACCAGCGUAACUCCCCUCUGCCACAACAAAACCACCUUCAACCCCACCAACCCCUGCAGCCAGAGGCCAGGCCUCACCUGUCGCCACUGCAGCCAUGUGCCGCAUCCCCAGCUGAGUCCGAGGUUGGGGGAAACUGGGGGAACCUGCGGGUGAGUUUACAGAGCAGGGGUGGUGGCAGUAAUGACAUGGUGGACAGUAAGGACUGGGCAGAGGGAAGGCGAGGAGAUGGCAGCAGUCUGGGGGGAGACUGGGGUUGUUCUCAAACAAUGUGGGAUAAGGGCACAGAAGGCAAGGAGGAGGUAAGGGAUGAAGAUGUCAGUGAGGAAAGCAUGUGUGAGAUCACAAGAGGUAUUGAAGAGGACAGGUUGAAGGAGAGUCUCUUUGUUAAAUGGUCUAAUGUGAAAAAUGAAAGUCAAGAGGGUGGAGGGAUCUGUUCUGAGGCAGGCAGUAAUGAGGCUGGAGGUGAUGAGGUUCAAGGCGAGGGGUUAAAAAUGUCCUGCGAAGCCCUGGGAAUCCUGCAGAGUUUCAUACAGGAUGUAGGUCUCAACCCAGACGAGGAGGCGGUCCACACCCUGUCAGCUCAGCUGGACCUGCCCAAACACAUCAUUCGCAGCUUCUUAAACAGCCAAGAAAAUGGGCAGCCUCAAGAACAGGAUCUGUAUCUGCAACAGAUCCCAAAAUACAACCGAGGCCACCAGCUUGGUGGGACAGACACAGAUCCCCAGCAGGCAAACAGAUCUAUCAAGAACCAGGAGCUGGAAAGGGAAAGCAAUGGAACGAUUGAUGUGACUGGGAAAUGUUCAUCAACAGAACUGGACUCCAGCACUCAAACCAUCACCCUGUUGAAAGAAGAGGAGGAAGAGAGCAUCUUAUAGUUAACUAAGACAUAGAAAAGCUAAUAUAAACGUGUGAGCCAUGCCCUGCUUGGAGCAAAUCAGCCUCUGGUACGUACGGUAGCUAAGAGUCAUUUUGUAUUACUUGAAGUUAAAGUGAAACUCUGAACACACUCAUGCACUAGAGACUUGAGAAAGUAACUGUGGCUAUACUGUACAUAUUGAUAUUGUUACUCAACAACCACUUUGUGCAGUUGAAUAUGUUUAAAAUAUUAGGGAGCAGUAAAUAUGAGAUCAUGUAUCACUGUUUAAAAUAAGAAGUGUGUUUGGUUGGCUGAUGUGUCUGUACCAGAUUUGCCUUGUAGAGUGUGGCACUGCCAGUUUGCUGGAAUCAUCGUUGCCAGUGUGUUUUAUAUUUAAUAUACAAAUUUUGUAUCACGUCGUCAUUGAAGUGUUCAAUCGUUUCUUUGGUCUUUUACAAGGUUUUUGUCGAUAGAUCAGUCAUCUGUGUAUUCAGUUCACUGUGAUUUCUUGUUCCACAUGAAUAUUUUGAAAAUCGUGCAAAACACUUGAAUUCUACUGAUCGUCGAAAUAAAUUGAUAUGAAUUAUUUUGCAUCAGAUUAAAUGAGCCAAUCAAAAAGGCCCUUUUUGGACAGCAGCGGUGUGCUCUGUCUAAACAACUCAUUUAUACCAUCCAAUCUGUGUUCACGACACAUCAAAAUAUACAAAGUGUUUCUAUGGAUGCAUGUAUUUGUAUGUCUCCAAAAUAUAGCUAUUAAUGUUUCAUUUACAAAUGUUGUUUUGCUUUAUUUGUCACGCAUAGAAAAGACAGACAAAGAAAAGACUGUGACUGAUUUUCUCAUUUUAUGCUUCACACACGAUAUUUGCUGUGACUGAGUAAACAAAGACUGUGAAUAGAAUAUUUAGGCCUGAGAUUUAGCAGUGUGAGCACUGCGAGCCGCAAAUACUACAACUACACUUCUACUAAUAGUAAUAUAACAAUAAUAAUUCCUAAAACCUAAAUAAAUAUGUUCCUGCAAAUAAAAACAAAUGCAGUUUUUCCAUUUGCUUUGGUUCAGUAGCUCAUUUAAACUGACCACUGCGACAAGUGACAAGUGUGCAUAAUUUUUUGUGUGUGUUACUUCAAUUUCUGAAUGUCCUUCUGUUAUUGUUUAUCAUUAAAUACUGUCAGGUCCUGUACAUUUAAAUAAUUCCUUUUACUGAUUCAUGAUUAAGACUAAACUCUGUAGUUUGAAUUCAGCAUGUAUACAGUACCAACAAACAGAAUCACACCAAGAGGUUUACAUUAUGAUGUGAACGCUUAACCCUUAAUGUCUAGUAAACCUACAGUAAUACUCAAUCUGCAUGUCUUUGGAUUUUGAGAGCAAUUCUAUCAGGGUUAUCUUUUGUGUUGGAUAUGUUCUCUCACUUAUUUAUAAUGACAAUACUCACAGACCUCUAUCAACAGAUGUACAAGUAUAGGAGCCUUUUGUAAAGAGCCUAUACACAGUGUUCUUCAUACAGAGUCUGUUAGUAUUGAAGAAUACAUACUGGUGAUCACUCUCUUAUAUAACUAUGCCUGUGUUGAAUUGUACUCAUUGUUUAGCCAAGAUAGACAGUGUUCCUCUGUGUAGACCACUGGGUCUUGGCUGUACCAGUUGAUCUGUCUCCCUACGAUCACACGUCUCUCAGAGCAGCCUUUUCUACCUUGCUCCUGUUUUCUGUUUUCCUCUUUUUAAUGUGUUUCUCACAGCUGCUCUUUCUGCCCCCGACUCUCAUCUGCCUUCCUCGGUACACCACACAUUGCUCCAUAUUCUCCUCAGACGCUGCAACAUUCAAGCUCCAUUUGGUCAGAAUGGCUUUAUGGAGUAAUUCAAUAAAACACUGCUCUUUUCUGUCAUCUGUUUCCAUGACAAUAUCUUAGUUAGGGCCGACGAGAGGCCAUGAACACCUCAUCAUCAGUAAUAUUAGCCAUAAUAAUGAUGAUAAUGGCGCUCUUUAAAUGCCAUGCCUGUGAUGAUGAUGCAACAGUAAUGACGAUAAUCAUCAUUACGACUGCUUUGAGUUAACGUUCACAACCACACAGCCCGAGCAACACACUCCCGGUGCACAAAUUUGACUCAUUAAUGCUAUUUAAUGUCACCACUGGAUAUUAUAUUUUCAUUCGGACUCAUGCCCCAUUCCAUUAUCCCUGUCCUGCUGUCUGGGUUUAGAUUGUGGAUUAGAUGUUGUUUUUAUUUUUCUCUUUCUCUUCAUGUUUUUGUCUGUGAAGCACUUUGUGAAGGUGUGGGUUAAAAGCACUCAGAUAAACUUGACUUGUCUGACCUCCAAAAUUGCUGCAAUUAAGGCUCCAUAAAAUGGUCUUAAUUAACCCUCGUGUUGAAGCACUUCUUCAGCGUUCUUGUUUAUCUAUGAUGUGUUUUAUUUCUCCUUGGUGGUGAGGCUCAUCACAACAGCGUGCUAACAUGCAGUUACAAUUGUUUUAGUUUUUUUGUUUUUCCCCACAUUCUGGUCUUUCUAUAAACAUUUUUAAUAACUUAACAUUAUCUGCUUUAUCAUAAAGAAAUCAAUUCAGUAGCAGUCAGGUAUAAUGGAAUACAUUUUCUCAUUCUUUUUACUAUUUGGUGGUUUGAUAACAUAAUCAGAAUAUUAUGGCUUGUUUUUCAACUUUAAGUGGUGGGAUCUGCAACUUUGGAACUUUGGAAAUGAAUAUGUACAAGUAGUGCCUUGUUUAUUGUUUGCAGCGCAUUUGAUAUCCAUACUGGUUUCAAAAAAUCACAACGAUAACCUGAUGAUGCAGCACAAAAGGCAGUUGGAACCACUGUGAAUAAACCAGGUGAUUAGGAAAGAAUACAUCACGAAUCAAUCCCUUAAUUUGAAACUUGUAUAAGCAGUAUGAUAACACGUUUCAAAACUUUAUUCUGGAGUUUUUUUAUAUAUCCUUUGUAAGAAUUGUUUGUCCUAAAGUGGGUGAAAUAAU